Austrofundulus limnaeus is the source of this 1353-nucleotide messenger RNA. RefSeq names its product spore wall protein 2-like. The record is from RefSeq and is a predicted model, not a curated record. The coding region runs from base 1 to 1353 and encodes 450 amino acids. The transcript has 5 exons. NCBI's taxonomy places the organism in Eukaryota, Metazoa, Chordata, Actinopteri, Cyprinodontiformes, Rivulidae.
AUGAMAGGAGGCAAGUUCUCUAGAGGUCUGCCUGGAGCUCGGCUGAAGCGAGGCUGUGUCUCUGGAGCUCGUUGGGACGCUGGCUCAGGAGACGUGGACACUGGCUCUGGCUCAGGAGACGUGGACGCUGGCUCUGGCUCAGGAGACUGGACUCGACCCGGGGACUUUACAGUCCCACCCGGGGACUCAGGAGACUGGAUCUCUAUUCUGAGUAGUCAAACUCAGGAUACAGGACCAGACGAAGGCGAUGACGAAGAUGAUGCAGGACCAGACGAAGGCGAUGACAAAGAUGAUGCAGGACCAGACGAAGGCAAUGUUGGUGAUGACAAAGAUGAUGCAAGACCAGACGAAGGCAAUGUUGGCGAUGACAAAGAUGAUGCAAGACCAGACGAAGGCAAUGUUGGUGAUGAUAAAGAUGAUGCAAGACCAGACGAAGGCAAUGUUGGUGAUGACAAAGAUGAUGCAGGACCAGACGAAGGCGAUGACAAAGAUGAUGCAGGACCAGACGAAGGCGAUGACAAAGAUGAUGCAGGACCAGACGAAGGCAAUGUUGGUGAUAACAAAGAUGAUGCAAGACCAGACGAAGGCAAUGUUGGUGAUGACAAAGAUGAUGCAAGACCAGACGAAGGCAAUGUUGGUGAUGACGAAGAUGAUGCAGGACCAGACGACGGCGAUGAUGGUGAUGACGAAGAUGAUGCAGGACCAGACGAAGGCGAUGACAAAGAUGAUGCAGGACCAGACGAAGGCGAUGACAAAGAAGAUGCAGGACCAGACGAAGGCGAUGAUGAUGAAGAUGAUGCAGGACCAAAAGAAGGCAAUGAUGGUGAUGAUGAAGAUGAUGCAGGAAAAGACGCUGUAGCAACAGAGCUGGGUCUCUCAGAUGCUACAGCUUCCUCCCCUCUAGGGGUUCUAACAAACCCCGAUAAGCUGAUGAAGCAGGGAGGUGGGGCAGUUGAAACCUGCCCUGAGGCCGCAGCCGAUUUCCUCCUCCGAUGGCGGCGAGAUGAGGCUGAGGGAGCAGAGGAUGUGGCCCCCUUCCAGGGGGCGCAGGGGGCAGAGGGCCCCGUGGAGCAGGAACGCUCUGACUCAGCAGUAGAUGGUGUGGCUGACAUGGAGGUGUUGGAGGCAGGAGAGAGGGACCACCCGAGCAUCAACAAAGACCCGCUGAUCAACGGGUGCGACACCUCAAGUUCCUCCGGUGGCAAAACUGGAACCGACUCCUCCACACUUGGAGCGGUGAAGGUGGCGAUGACCCUGCCUGCUGGGUCCUUGGAUGGUCCGUUCAUUCUGUCAGAGCUUAAUGGAAGGAUGGACCCAAAUGCAGGCAGAUGUUACCCGUUUGGUCAAAGUUAA